Messenger RNA from Zonotrichia leucophrys gambelii, 2511 nucleotides. Its product is annotated as sodium/potassium-transporting ATPase subunit alpha-3. Gene Ontology annotation, cellular component: plasma membrane. NCBI's taxonomy places the organism in Eukaryota, Metazoa, Chordata, Aves, Passeriformes, Passerellidae. Gene Ontology annotation, molecular function: ATP binding; P-type sodium:potassium-exchanging transporter activity; ATP hydrolysis activity. Bases 164 to 2437 code for a protein of 757 amino acids. The record is from RefSeq and is a predicted model, not a curated record. The transcript has 17 exons. Gene Ontology annotation, biological process: intracellular potassium ion homeostasis; potassium ion import across plasma membrane; sodium ion export across plasma membrane.
GGUGGACAACUCCUCCCUGACGGGCGAAUCCGAGCCCCAGACGCGCUCGCCCGACUGCACCCACGACAACCCGCUGGAGACGCGCAACAUCACCUUCUUCUCCACCAACUGCGUCGAGGGCACGGCGCGGGGCGUGGUGAUCGCCACGGGCGACCGCACGGUCAUGGGCCGCAUCGCCACGCUGGCCUCGGGGCUGGAGGUGGGCAAGACGCCGAUCGCCGUGGAGAUCGAGCACUUCAUCCAGCUCAUCACCGGCGUCGCCGUCUUCCUCGGCAUCUCCUUCUUCAUCCUCUCGCUCAUCCUGGGCUACACCUGGCUCGAGGCCGUCAUCUUCCUCAUCGGCAUCAUCGUGGCCAACGUGCCCGAGGGGCUGCUGGCCACCGUCACCGUGUGCCUGACGCUGACGGCCAAGCGCAUGGCCCGCAAGAACUGCCUGGUGAAGAACCUGGAGGCCGUGGAGACGCUCGGCUCCACCUCCACCAUCUGCUCCGACAAGACGGGGACGCUCACCCAGAACCGCAUGACCGUGGCGCACAUGUGGUUCGACAACCAGAUCCACGAGGCCGACACCACCGAGGACCAGUCCGGCACGGCGUUCGACAAGAGCUCUCCCACGUGGGUGGCGCUGUCCCACAUCGCCGGGCUCUGCAACCGCGCCGUCUUCAAGGGCGGCCAGGAGAACGUGCCCAUCCUCAAGCGCGACGUGGCCGGGGACGCGUCCGAGUCGGCGCUGCUCAAGUGCAUCGAGCUCUCGUCGGGCUCCGUCAAGGUCAUGCGGGAGCGCAACAAGAAAGUGGCCGAGAUCCCCUUCAACUCCACCAACAAGUACCAGCUGUCCAUCCACGAGACCGAGGACCCCAACGACAACCGGUACCUGCUGGUGAUGAAGGGCGCCCCCGAGCGCAUCCUGGACCGCUGCUCCACCAUCCUGCUGCAGGGCAAGGAGCAGCCGCUGGACGAGGAGAUGAAGGAGGCCUUCCAGAACGCUUACCUGGAGCUUGGGGGGUUGGGAGAGAGGGUUUUGGGUUUCUGCCACUUUUACCUGCCCGAGGAGCAGUACCCCAAGGGCUUCGCCUUCGACUGCGACGACGUGAACUUCGCCACCGACAACCUUUGCUUCGUGGGGCUCAUGUCCAUGAUCGACCCGCCCCGCGCCGCCGUGCCCGACGCCGUGGGCAAAUGCCGCAGCGCCGGCAUCAAGGUGAUCAUGGUCACCGGGGACCACCCAAUCACGGCCAAGGCCAUCGCCAAGGGCGUGGGGAUCAUCUCCGAGGGCAACGAGACCGUGGAGGACAUUGCGGCGCGGCUGAACAUACCUGUGAGCCAGGUGAACCCCAGGGACGCCAAGGCGUGCGUGAUCCACGGCACCGACCUGAAGGACAUGAGCUCGGAGCAGAUUGACGAAAUCCUGCAGAAUCACACCGAAAUCGUGUUCGCGCGCACGUCCCCGCAGCAGAAACUCAUCAUCGUCGAGGGCUGCCAGAGACAGGGCGCCAUCGUGGCGGUGACGGGCGACGGCGUGAACGACUCGCCGGCGCUGAAGAAGGCCGACAUCGGCGUGGCCAUGGGCAUCGCCGGCUCCGACGUCUCCAAGCAGGCGGCCGACAUGAUCCUGCUGGACGACAACUUCGCCUCCAUCGUGACCGGUGUCGAGGAAGGGCGCCUGAUUUUCGACAAUCUGAAGAAAUCGAUCGCGUACACGCUGACCAGCAACAUCCCCGAGAUCACGCCGUUCCUGCUCUUCAUCAUGGCCAACAUCCCGCUGCCGCUGGGCACCAUCACCAUCCUCUGCAUCGAUCUGGGGACCGACAUGGUGCCAGCCAUCUCCCUGGCGUACGAGGCGGCCGAGAGCGACAUCAUGAAACGGCAGCCCAGGAACCCGCGCAGCGACAAGCUGGUCAACGAGCGGCUCAUCAGCAUGGCCUACGGCCAGAUCGGGAUGAUCCAGGCGCUGGGCGGGUUCUUCGCCUACUUCGUGAUCCUGGCCGAGAACGGGUUCCUGCCCUCGUGCCUGGUGGGGAUCCGGCUGCGCUGGGACGACCGCACCAUCAACGACCUGGAGGACUCCUACGGGCAGCAGUGGACGUACGAGCAGCGCAAGGUGGUGGAGUUCACGUGCCACACGGCGUUCUUCGUCAGCAUCGUGGUCGUGCAGUGGGCCGACCUCAUCAUCUGCAAGACGCGGCGCAACUCCGUCUUCCAGCAGGGCAUGAAGAACAAAAUCCUGAUUUUCGGGCUCUUCGAGGAGACGGCGCUGGCCGCGUUCCUCUCCUACUGCCCCGGCAUGGACGUGGCGCUGCGCAUGUACCCCCUCAAGCCCAGCUGGUGGUUCUGCGCCUUCCCCUACUCCUUCCUCAUCUUCGUCUACGACGAGAUCCGCAAGCUCAUCCUGCGCCGCAACCCCGGAGGUUGGGUGGAGAAGGAAACCUACUACUGAACCCCCCACCCAAAAAAACCAACCACGGGACCCCCCCCAAAAAAAACAACACGAGACCCCCCCCCAAAAUCCCC